Molecule: messenger RNA, 846 nt
Organism: Sitodiplosis mosellana (orange wheat blossom midge)
Lineage: Eukaryota; Metazoa; Arthropoda; Insecta; Diptera; Cecidomyiidae
Gene: Prpk
Product: EKC/KEOPS complex subunit TP53RK
Exons: 1
Coding region: 128-817 (229 amino acids)
Biological process (GO): protein phosphorylation
Cellular component (GO): cytosol; nucleus; EKC/KEOPS complex
Molecular function (GO): protein serine/threonine kinase activity; ATP binding
Source: RefSeq, a predicted model, not a curated record
UUGAAGUUGAAAAAUGUUGUAUUCAGACAUAAACAUAACCUAUUCAAUUAAACGGAGAGUAUUUGUCAUUUUUUUUAACUGAACGUGAAUAUUGAACUUGAGUUUAUAGAAGAAAACAAUCUGAAAAAUGGUUGUGAUUAAACAAGGUGCCGAGGCAAAGUUGACACUCGGUGAAUUCGGUGGCAAACAGUGUUUGAUAAAGGAGCGUUUUGUGAAACACUAUCGACAUCCCGAUUUGGAUGCACAUCUCACGAAGGAACGAAUGCGCGCUGAAUCGAAAACAUCAGCAAGAUGUCAGGCGGCCGGAGUGAAUGCACCACAAAUCCUUCAUAUGGAUUUGAAUGAACGAAAAAUUUACAUGGAAUACUUUGAGAAAAGUAUUACGGCAAAGGAUUACAUAAAUAAUGUGCUGCCAAAAGUUAGCGAUUCAGCGGAACGAGAACAACGAAUCAACAAAUUGACCGGUGAAAUUGGAACGUGCAUUGGAAAAAUGCAUACAAACAAUUUGAUUCACGGCGAUCUCACCACAUCCAAUAUACUGCUCGACCCAUUGGAGACAGACGAUAGCUCAUUUCGUGACUAUAAGCUUAUUAUGAUCGAUUUUGGACUGUCCAGUUGGAGUCAAAGCAGUGAAGUCAAAGGUGUCGACUUGUAUGUGUUGGAACGAUCCCUGCUCAGCACACAUAGCGGCAUACCGAAUCUAUUCAACUCUAUUUUAGACGCUUAUAAAGCAGCCAACACUGGCAAUUUGACCGAAAUAAUCGCCAAAUUCGAAGAAGUUCGAGCGCGCGGCAGAAAACGCACCAUGGUUGGAUGAAUAAAAGAAUCAUUUAUGUUGUUUUUAAA